Symbiodinium necroappetens is the source of this 1321-nucleotide messenger RNA. NCBI's taxonomy places the organism in Eukaryota, Dinophyceae, Suessiales, Symbiodiniaceae. The record is from the annotation of a GenBank genome assembly.
GAAGAGCUCGCAGCUUCCCAGUCCCCGAGCCAUGGGAACCAGGAUUUAUAUGCGCGCCAGCGACGGCACGAAAGGUCCCUUGAGAGAUGUGGUGGAAAGACAGAAACUGGAAGCUUACAUCCGAACGUACGGCGACUUCGACGAUCUGUGGAUGCCCUGGAAGGUCGCGGACCUCCGACCGUUUGGCUUUGUGACCUUCAAGGAGUCGGCGGCCGCGCAGGGGUUUGUGGAGUGGUCUCCGCACAAAGUCCCAGAAGCUGAGGUGGAGAUCAUUGCCAAGUGGGGGUACGGAGCGAAGAAGGCGAAGGCGAAUGGGAGUUCAUCCGCCUCCAAUGGUCUGGAGGGAAUGCUUCAGCCGUUGGAGGUCGAUGCUGAUGUGUCGUUGGAGAAGUAUCACGCGGGGCCUGAGCAGAAGAGAGACAUCUUCACAAGCAUCCUCAGAUCCCAGGAUCCGUCUCACCAAGAGAGGCUGGCAAGAUCCUCGCGGCUCAUCAGGGGAAGGGAGGUACGAAAGACCAAGCCGCGUCUCCACCUCUUCUGCGGUCCGCCCGCAACUGGAAGGACUCAGGCAAUGAAGGUCAUUGCAGCCGAAGCAGGCCUCAAAGCAUUCCAAAUGAAGCUGGGGGAGGUGGGAUACGACACGCCGACGGCCUUUCAGGAUUCAUUGAAGGAGGUUGACAAGAUGGCAUCUGGACCCAACGGGGUAGGGGUUGCCGUCAUUAUCGACGAAGCGGAGCAAAUCUUCAGCCGCCGAAGUGACAUGCAGAGCGCUUUCAGCGUGAAAGUGGAGGGGAAGAAGGAGAUCGUUAGGGCUUUCCUCGAGUGGACAGACGGCUUGCAGAGCAGACCGCGUGAUGCCAAGCCGAUCGUCAUCGUUCUUUCCACCAACUUGCGAGACAGCAUUGACGAAGCCGUGCAGAGCCGCGUGGGCAAAAUCAUCAACUUUUCAAGGCCGACCUUUGCGCAGUGCAAGCAGCAUUUCGCAGCUAAUGCGCCCAAAGUGAGGCGUUGGCACUGGCUGCUGGCCGCCUCAAGCCGACUUCUGUUCAUGGACUUUCGGGAGUUAGAAGCGGUGCAUGAUCUCGUAUGCGAGCGGGAUGCCGAGAAAUCAGAGGUGGAAGGCCCGCAGGGAGAAGUGACGGCCUUCUCGGAUUACCUUCCUGCGAUCCGGUCCGUGUGGUUGCAGCGCCGCAGGGCAGGGUGGAAGUUGAUGGAUGUCCUGAGCCUGAUCAUCUGGAAGCUCCCAUAUUUCUCCUAUCACCUGCGUGUGGUGAGCGAGGAAGCAGACAGGAUCCGUCAGGGCUUGCGAGCCAGGCUUUAA